ACAACCGUUGCCGGGCGCCCAGGGCCCUGAGGCAGGACGGACGGCUACCGGCUCCCUCUCCCUUUGGCCCUGAGGUACCCGGCCUGGCGGCCCCAGGACGUUCCCGUCGCAUGGCGGAGUGCUGCGGGCGAUGCCUAUGAAGUCCCUAGUUCUUCUAGUGACUCUGUUGCUAUGGCCUUUGUUCGUGCCGGCGUUUCCAAGCAUAACUGUGACGCCUGAUGAAGAACAAAACUUGAAUCAUUAUGUACAAGUUUUACAGAACCUAAUACUAAGUGUCCCCACCACGGAGCCAGGUCAGGAGAAAAGAACGAAAUCUCCAAAUAAUGUUUAUUCUGUAGUACCAAAGGUAUCAAAAUUUAAGGAGGUAAUUACACAUGGAGAUACUUCUGCUGAGAAUGGUGUUUUAAUCAGUCCUAUCAGUGAAGAACCUACAGUGUCUCCUACAACAGGCUUCACACAAAUAAGGAGGGAACAACUUACUACAAGUAGACCCUUCUGGUCAAUUAAACCAAACAAUGUUUCUGUUGUUUUGCAUUCAAACGAACCUUAUAUUAUAAGAGAGCCAGAGCCAGAGCCAGCUGAAAAACCCACUGAGGCACCAGAGUCAACUGUCACCACUCUAAGCAGGACCUUUAUGGAGGAUAGCGCCACAGAGGGAGAAGAUGUUCCUCAGCUCUCAGGUGAAGAUUAUAUGCAACCAACAUAUGAAGCACAGAGUUUGGAACAUGAAGAAAUUUUGAAAAAAAUUUCAGAUAUUGAUAACCAGAUACACCAUAUACCUCUUCCUGAGAGCCUCAAGCCAGAAUACAGAGAGGACAUUAGAGCCGCGAGAGAACAUCUAAAACGAAGCCUUGCUCUGGCAGCUGCAGCAGAACAUAAAUUACAAAAAAUGUAUAAAUCCCAUAUAUUACCACUAGGAAGAACCAGUGGUGAAAUUGAUGACAUUGAAACGGUUAUCAACACACUGUAUUACUCAAGAUAUAAAUUAGCUAAAUAUUUAGAUGUUAGGCAUAUUCCACCAGAAUUGAGAGAAAAAGCUAUUGUAGUAGCUCAUAUGCUGAAAAACAUAUUAUGUGGAAAACAAGUAGAAACUCAAAACUUUAUUAGGAAGUUAUUAAACAAUAAUAUAAAAAUUUUAAACAUACUGGAUGCUCCAUGGCAAAGCUGAUUUAAACAAACUAUGCACUCAUUCACAGGAGAGCUAAGUAUAAUGUGAUGCAAAAGUUGUACAAAAAUAUUUUCUAUUGUAGUUUCAGGUGCUAACAUCUUAACCUGUCAUGAAAAAUUUUCAUAUGCAUUGAAAGCCUAAUAAUUUAAAAUAAAAUUUUGAUUCAGGAGUUUGUAGUUUUUCUUACUAAUUUUAAGUUAUGAAGAUCUAAUCUUUAAAAUUUUAAGCUCUGAUUUUCCCUAGGUAGAUUUUAUAAGAGUUAAGAAACUGUGCAUUCUUUAUUUCUGUAUAUGUAGCUGGUUUUAAAUAAUUGCAUAUAAAUGUAAAAUUCUCAUAUAUGGUCUGUAUCAGAAAGUCUGAGUUUUUGGCCUAAAUAGAAUAUUUGGAGUUUAAAUCAGAAUUAUUUUAAUUUGGAUAUAUGUGUCUCUCCUUUGCAAGGUGGAUGAUUUAUGAAGAUAUCUCUCUGUUCCUUUGUUGUUAAGUACUUCUGAAGUAUGAAUAAGGAACUGUGCUCUGGAUUUGUAAUGAAGUCACUUUAUUUCCUCUUUUUGUUUAUAUUUUUGUAUAUAUACACAUUGAAACUUUGCAAAUAUUUUACUGGGAAUAUGACUAAACAUUAAGGUUAAUUGUGUAAUAUUGCAUUAUGAUGCAGAUGACUGUUUUAUGAUUUGACUGGCAUUAUAUUUAAAUUUAUUCAUUAAGCAGCCAUUUAUAGUUUAAUAAAGAUUUAUUGGCCUACUGUAUGCAGAACAAAAUGUUAGACUUUGAGGAUACAAUAAUAAUACCUAUAUCCUUCACUCUUUGAGAUUAUAUUACAGUAUGAAAGAUAGACAUUCAAUAACUUUAAUAAUUUCAUAAUUUCAUUUGUGACGAGUUGUUAUGAGGAUGUAAAGUAUUUGACCUCACUUAUCCAAGAAUAAUGGGAAAGCUACCUUAAGAGAGGAACAUUUAAGGUGAAAUCUGAAGGAUACUGGUGUGUGUACAGAGAAGGAACAUCCCUGGCAGAGGGAGAACAUGUGUGUAACUGCUAUUAUAAUGAGUAUGUCAAGUUCAAAAUGUAGCUAGAGUAUAGAAAGUCAAGGGAAAGCAUCUCAAGAUGGAGCUGAGGAGGUACAUAGCAUCUGAAUUGAUUCUUCAAGGCCUUAGAGUGCUUAUUGAAGAUUUUAACCUUUAUCCUAUGAUCAGCGAGAAGACAUUAGUGAGUUUUAAGAAAAGGAUUGGUAUGAUCAAAUUUAUGUUCCAGUACAACAACAAAACAAUCCUGGCUACAGUUUUGGAGGUAGGCAAAGGCAAUAGGUGCACUGUACACAGGCCAAAUUUAGCUUGAACUAGGUGGAAAGAAGUGGCAAACAAGAGGUAGAAUCAACAGGAUGUAAGUAACCUCAAGAGUAUAAUGUAAGUAACCUUACAUUAUAAGUGAAUGAAUGGAUAUGGCAGGCAUCAAAAAUAAUUCCUGAAAAAUUAACUAAAUUAUUAGAAGGAUUUCAGUUUUGUUUCAUAAUAACACUCCUUACUGUUUGUUGUUGCUUAUGUUGAAAAAUAAUUUCACUAUAGAAAACUUCAAACAUGUUCAAAAGUAAACAGAAUUAUGAACCCAUGUGUCCAUCAUUCACUGUCACAAUUAAGUAUUAAUGAUUAAAUAAUAAUGAUUUUUUCCUAUACCUCCUUUCCUUUCCCUCUUUCCUAUUUUUAUGGUGAAUUUAAAUUCUAGAUACAUUUUGAUUUCAUGUAUAUAUUUCAUAUAACAGUGUUAAACUCUAUAAGCUUAAAACAUUGCCACAAUAGCAUCUAUAUAAAACUUUAAUAAUAUUGUA
Talpa occidentalis (Iberian mole) is the source of this 2982-nucleotide messenger RNA. RefSeq names its product sperm equatorial segment protein 1 (gene SPESP1). Lineage: Eukaryota; Metazoa; Chordata; Mammalia; Eulipotyphla; Talpidae. The record is from RefSeq and is a predicted model, not a curated record. The transcript has 2 exons. Gene Ontology annotation, cellular component: acrosomal vesicle. The coding region runs from base 131 to 1168 and encodes 345 amino acids. Gene Ontology annotation, biological process: fusion of sperm to egg plasma membrane involved in single fertilization; acrosome reaction.